Messenger RNA from Ictalurus furcatus (blue catfish), 6424 nucleotides. It is a transcript of the gene adgb, whose product is annotated as androglobin. The record is from RefSeq and is a predicted model, not a curated record. Bases 242 to 4459 code for a protein of 1405 amino acids. Gene Ontology annotation, molecular function: calcium-dependent cysteine-type endopeptidase activity; protein binding. NCBI's taxonomy places the organism in Eukaryota, Metazoa, Chordata, Actinopteri, Siluriformes, Ictaluridae. Gene Ontology annotation, biological process: proteolysis. The transcript is spliced from 34 exons.
AAACCUAAGUACAGCCUUUGAAUUAGCGAUGUUAUAGUAACAUCGCAUCAACAGUAAUAGGAUUUUUGGUAAGUAAUCCGAAGUGCAUUCCACACACACACAAUUGGGAAUCGAGUAAUUUAUGCGUCAGCCUCAGUCCCAUGGUGCGUCGUCGCCUAGCAACAGAGCAAAACAGCUCCGACUUUUACAUGCUGAGCUAUAACUUCAUAGUUUUCUAACGCUUUACAAAAGCAUAACUGCAAUGUCGAAGCCAGCACUAAAGAAAAGAGACUCUUCGUUAAGCAGCCGCGAGGUUUCAUCUAAAGAACAGUCGCCUACUAAAGAGGUCUCCUCACUUGUCUCGGGUGUUUCUGGGAGUUUCUCAGGCGAGCUUUGGAGGAGCUGUGUCCCUAUCUGGCCCGAAUGGAACGAGACCGAAGUCAGUGCGGAGAAAUGGGAUGCGGCCAAAGGAGCGAAAGAUGGAAAGGCUAGGAAGAGCCCUCUCAGUCAAUUCUUUGAGGACCCAGACGGGAAGGUGAAGAUCCCAGCAUCUUUGAAUGUUCACACCUGGAAACGACCCUCGGAGCACAUUGUUAAGAAGGCUCCAGUUGUUGUUGAAAAUGAAUCAACGUUUGAUCUCAUUUCAGCCAAUGAGCAUUUGCUGUCCAGUGAACUCAUGCGCUGGAUCAUCAGUGAGAUCUACAUCGUGUGGCAAGUGUGCAACAGGCAGGCAUGUGAGAACAACCCCUUCUCUAAGGAUGCCACGCCCAGCCCUUGGAGACCAUGGGAACACAUCUAUUCCCUGUGUAAAGCAGAAAAGGGCCACGUGCCUCUUUACAACGUCUUUGGGAAAUAUGUGGUCCGGCUCUACUGGAUGGGCUGCUGGAGGAAGAUCACUAUUGAUGAUUCGUUGCCAUUUGAUGAAAAAAACAACCUGCUGCUUCCAGUUACCACCAACCAGUCGGAACUCUGGCCUAUGCUGCUGGCUAAGGCUAUUCUUAAGUUGGCCAGUACAGAAGUGGUGCAGAAUGCCAGCAGAGAGCUAGAAGACUUCAGCAUCAUCCGCUGUCUGACUGGCUGGAUCCCGGAGAUUCUCCUCCUUAAUCCCAGGUUGAAAUAUGUAGAAGAAACAUGGGAAUACCUGAAAAACACCAUUCCGAAGUGUCAGCUGACGGAGGAGCGCUCCGAGGAGAGAACUCCAUCAGUCCACUCACGAAGCCAGUCGCCUUCCCAAAACAAAGGAAAACAAAAAGGCAGUGGACCUCCUCCUGCUCCUCAGAUAAUCGUGUGUGCCAGUUUCCAGCCAAUGAACCUGCAGGAGAAGAAGACUUCCAUGCUGGGCCAGAUGGCAGACACAUCACAGACACUGCGACAAUACGGUCUAUGUCAGCUCCACAGCCAUUCUGUACUGCUGACGCGUACAAGGGACUGCCCCCUGGUGGCCGUUUUGAAACCACCCCCUGUGCCUCAUUCGAAAAUCAUCCGGACCCCGAAGGAAACCGAUAUUACAGACGAACCCAGAAAGGUCCCAGUCGAGAGGCCUGAGCAGUACAUAGGGGUGGCCAGUCCAUUAAUCAAGCUUGGACCUCUUAAAAUUGAUUCAAAGGCGGUUUCAAAGCCAGUCGGCCAAAGACAGCACACGUGUACCUCUAAUCUUGCUUCGUUCUUGGAGUCAGAAGAGAAUAAUGGUCCUGACCCCGCUCAGCACGACAUCACUCACAACAACCAAAUCUCGCUGGAUGCCAUGGAUACUGAGGUAACAGCAGAGGACAAGAGGAAGGAUGAAAGCGGUGCUAAUGAUGCUGCCGUGACAGACUCCUCCUUUUUUCCUGAGAAGAAAACCACACCAGUCCAUGGAAUGCAUUUUCAGGAGAAGGCCGUGCUUCAAGAAACGUGGAUCCACUUGCAAGACUUCACCAAGUGCUUCCAGACGUUGCUGGUUUUUCACAAGGAAAACAGCUACCGUUACCAGUUUCAGAAGUCACAGUUUAAGGCACAAGAUGAGAAGAGCUGUUACUUCUUGUCAGUAGACAGCCUGCUGCCUACAGAGAUUCUCAUCUGUUUCUCAGCACUGAUGCGCUGGGGAGAUAACAGUCAUGAGCAAAAGGAUUGCGCACUCAGGCCAGGUCAUCUGGGUGUUGAACCUUUUUCCUGGAAGAGCGUCCAGGCUCAGUAUCCCCUGCUGACUGUCAACACCUCGUCUUGCAAAGCGGCGAUUCUUUCCCUGCCACCGGGGCGCCAUGUUCUUCGUAUCCACACGCGGGUGCAGUUCGGUGUCCACGUGCAGCUCUAUAGCAAGACAGCGUUCGUAUUUGGAGAAGAAGAUGCAGUGAUGCCACACCUAGAAAAGGAGAGUCUGAGGUUCUGUGAGCAGGCUCUGUUGAUUCUCAGAGCUCUAGGUGGAAUGGUCAGAUCCUUCUCAAACCCAGACAAACUCGCAUCAUCCACCAGGACACUGGAGGAGGUUGUCUGCCCUCCGUCACUCAGCAAAACUGCAAUCAGAGAGCACUGGAGGGUCUUCAGUCAUGCGGUAUACCACAUGUUUUGCUGUGUGCUGGGAAGAAAACUGACAUCUGAGGAACUGUUUGCGGUGCAGACCCUGACUCGAGACCCUACACCUCACUCCAGAAACACCAAGGACACAACAGAUGGUGUUCCAGAGGGCUGUAGUGGUAGGCAGGCAACAGAACAAGAAAACCAGGCAGCAACAAUUUUACAGGCUGGCUGGAAGGGCUUCCUGGUGAGAGAAAUUCUUAGUGCUGCAAGACCAGUGGAAGGAGACUGGAGAACCCAGAGGAAACCAAUGUGGACACGGGAAGAUCUAAAACUCCAAACAGACAGCUCUGAGAAGAAUCAGAAAGUUGCCAAGACUCUGUUGGAAAUGUGGGCUUCAGUGGAAUUGGACAUAGAGAAGCAUGCUGUGUCUUUAUUGAGGUUCAUGAUCAUGAACAACGAGCAGCUAGUGGACCUGUACCCAUGUGGUGGGGAUGAGUGGACUAAAAUUACCUUCACUGAUUACUCUGUCCCCGUCCAUGAGACAACCAGCUCCUGGGUCCUGCUCUUUAGGGAGGUGUUCCAUGUUCCAAAAGCCAUAUUACUUGUGCCUAAGAUGUACCCUUCGUUGAGGUGUCACCUUCAUGUCAUCAACAAUGACACUGGGGAGGAAGUACCUAAAUUCUUCAACAGUGUAUUUCCAUUUACAUACACACCAAAUAAGGCUGGCUACACAUUUGUGGCAUACACUGGAGAACCGGCUGUGGUAGGAGGAACAUGGCGAUUGCGUCUAAUCAGUUCCCGAGAGCAACUGGCCCAGUUGGCAAGAGAAGCGCCAGUCAGUAACUUCUCAGUGAAGGAGUUCAAAGAUUACUACUUACCUAACAAGAAGAACAUUAUCUGCAGGCACAGGGUGAGAGUCUCACGUGAUCACGUUGCUACGGUGCAAUUCCAGGCUUCAAAACAGGAUGUCCAUAUUAAACUCAGCGUCCUGGACCGUGAGAGAGAGGUGGCCAGCAAGACAGGCCAAGGACACGUUGUUAUCCCUUUGUACAGCUUUUCAGCCAGUGACGGUUCCUGCGGCAGUGCCUUGGAGAAGGCGGGGGUGAGUCAGUCUCAGGACGGCCCUGGCGGGGGUCACGAAGGAGGCAGAGGAGCCUCUGAGUGCCAGCCUGCCCAAACGCAUCAUAUAUACAUCCUUCAAGCAGAGGUGCUUUACAACAGCUGGCCUUUGGAUGACUCACUGUCAGGCUUCAUCCAAACCCUAAGAGAUAGAGAGAACAAUGAGAUGAGAGUGUUCAAACAUCUGACAGAGGAGACACCUGCAAAUGUGGACCAACCCAGCAGAGAAGCACAGAAACCAUCCACACCCAAAGCUCCCAAGAGCAAAGAGAAGGAAAAAGAGAAGGAAAAAGUAAAGGAAAAAGAGAAAGAAAAAGAGAAAGACAAACAUACAUCCAAGAGUUUGGAUGAGAGUAAGCCCCACUGGACGCUGCGUGUGGUCAGUGAGCAGUCAGAGGUGGAAAAGAUUGAGGUGGAAAAGGACACAGAGAGACUAGAGCAAAUUAAGGCAAUAAAACUGGCCUGGGAAGCUGCAGAGCCUGGCAGAGCAGCUAAGGCUUUUCAAACCCGUCAGCAGUACCUGAACAAUCUGAGGACGCUUGGAGAAGACUACACACUGGACCUCACACCUUUCAUCAGGAGGACCGGCAGGCCAGAGCGUCUAAAGGAUGCAGUGAUGGAGGAGGAACAGCAGAGGGAGCGGUUGGAGAAGAUCCAGAGCUUUCGGCUGUACCGAGAGACCGUGCUGGAUCGCCGUAGGCAGGAGCAUGAGCAGACCAAGCAGCUGAUAAGGGAACAACGAGAGCUGUUUGAAAGAAUUCAGGAGGAGAAAGCUGAGCUGCUCCAGAAGUUCGAUCAGACUCGAGAGAUUAUUCGAAGGUGGAGGAGCAGUCUCGAAAGAAAGGAGAAGAGUCUCCGAAAAUAGAAGGAGUUUCUACUUAUUGAACCUUUAAAGUGUAAAACACUGAUAAGAACACAAUACAUACAGUGCAUCCGGAAAGUAUUCACAGCGCUUCACUUUUCCCACAUUUUGUUAUGUUACAGCCUUAUUCCAAAAUGGAUUCAAUUCAUUAUUUUCCUCAAAAUUCUACAAACAAUACCCCAUAAUGACAACGUGAAAGAUGUUUGUUUGAAAUCUUUGCAAAUUUAUUAAAAAUUAAAAAACAAAAAAAGCACAUGUACAUAAGUAUUCACAGCCUUUGCUCAAUACUUUGUUGAAGCACCUUUGGCACCAAUUACAGCCUCAAGUCUUUUUGAGUAUGAUGCUACAAGCUUGACACACCUAUUUUUGGGCAGUUUCUCCCAUUCUUCUUUGCAGGACCUCUCAAGCUCCAUCAGGUUGGAUGGGGAGCGUCGGUGCACAGCCAUUUUCAGAUCUCUCCAGAGAUGUUCAAUCGGGCUCAAGUCUGGGCUCUGGCUGGGCCUCUCAAGGACAUUCACAGAGUUGUUCUGUAGCCACUCCUUUGUUAUCUUGGCUGUGUGCUUAGGGUCGUUGUCCUGUUGAAAGAUGAACCUUCGCCCCAGUCUGACGUCCAGUGCGCUCUGGAGCAGGUUUUCAUCAAGGAUGUCUCUGUACAUUGCUGCAUUCAUCUUUCCCUCAAUCCUGACUAGUCUCCCAGUUCCUGCCACUCAAAAACAUCCCCACAGCAUGAUGCUGCCACCAUCAUGCUUCACUGAAGGGAUGGUAUUGGACAGGUGAUGAGUGGUGUCUGGUUUCCUCCAGACAUGACGCUUGCCAUUCAGGACAAAGAGUUCAAUCUUUCAUUUCUCAUGGUCUGAGAGUCCUUCAGGUGCCUUUUGGCAAACUCCAGGCGGGCUGUCAUGUGCCUUUUACUGAGGAGUGGCUUCCGUCUGGCCACUCUACCAUACAGGCCUGAUUGGUGGAGUGCUGCAGAGAUGGUUUUUCUUCUGGAAGGUUCUCCUCUCUCCACAGAGACAUGCUGGAGCUCUGUCAGAGUGACCAUUGGAUUUUUCGUCACCUCCCUGACUAAGGCCCGUCUCCCCUGAUCGCUCAGUUUGGCUGGGCAGCCAGCUCUAGGAAGAGUCCUGCUGAUUCCAAACUUCUUCCAUUUACAGAUGAUGGAGGCCACUGUGCUCAUUGGGACCUUCAAUGUUGCAGAAAUGUUUCUGUACCCUUCCCCAGAUCUGUGCCUCGAUACAAUCCUGUCUCGGAGGUCUACAGACAAUUCCUUGGACUUCAUGGCUUGGUAUGUGCUCUGACAUGCAUUGUUAACUGUGUGACCUUAUAUAGACAGGUGUGUGCCUUUCCAAAUCAUGUCCGAUCAACUGAAUUUACUAGCGGUGGACUCCAAUCAAGUUGUAGAAACAUGUCAAGGAUGAUCGGUGGAAACAGGAUGCACCUGAGCUCAAUUUUGAGUGUCAUGGCAAAGGCUGUGAAUACUUAUGUACAUGUUCUAUUUGUUUUUUAUUUUUAAUAAAUUUGCAAAGAUUUCAAACGAACUUCUUUCACGUUGUCAUUAUGGGGUAUUGUUUGUAGAAUUUUGAGGAAAAUAAUGAAUUUAAUCCAUUUUGGAAUAAGGCUGUAACAUAACAAAAUGUGGAAAAAGUGAAGCGCUGUGAAUACUUUCCGGAUGCACUGUAUACAAAAAAAAACAACUACAACAAGAAGAACUAAAACAUAUCUUGGAGAACUUCCUCACAUUAAUUUACUUCUUUAGAUUACAUACAGAGCUGCUCAGAGACGUGUGAUCUACCACUGAGAUGGUCUUCUGUAGUGGGAGGUAGUUGUUCAUUUGAAUAGGAUUUAAUAUACGAGUUUUAUUUGUAACAGUCUGUGUGAUUAUAGAGUGUCUGCAGAUGAUGAGUCACCCUGCGCUUCGGAUAUUAUUAUGAUUCAGGGCUUAAUAUUAAAAAAAAAAAAAAAACUUGA